Molecule: messenger RNA, 1347 nt
Organism: Nicrophorus vespilloides
Lineage: Eukaryota; Metazoa; Arthropoda; Insecta; Coleoptera; Silphidae
Product: mitochondrial folate transporter/carrier-like
Exons: 1
Coding region: 163-1092 (309 amino acids)
Biological process (GO): NAD transmembrane transport
Molecular function (GO): NAD transmembrane transporter activity
Source: RefSeq, a predicted model, not a curated record
AUACGAAUUAUAUAAGCAGUUAUGCAACUAAAACAACUCAUGUAAAUACCACAUAACCUGAAAAUGUAAUCCAAAUAAAUCGAUAGUUUCAUGUUUGUGCGAUGAUACAACUGCAAAAUUUACAAUUUCGGUAUAUUUGAAUGUGUUUAGAGUGAUGGUAAAAUGAAUUCUCUGGAGAAUUUUCGAGGAACGUUGAAAUCCAAUUUAACCUUUUUGUCACAUGUGAAAUACGAGCAUCUUCUUGCUGGAGUUUCUGGAGGCCUAGCAUCAACAUUAAUCUUGCAUCCACUGGAUGUGGUCAAGAUAAGGUUUGCUGUGAACGAUGGGAAAACUUCUGUACCAAAGUAUACUGGCAUUGCAAAUGCAUUCAGCACAAUUUAUAAAACUGAAGGAAUUCAUGGUCUGUAUAGAGGUGUAACUCCUAACCUUAUAGGAGCUGGAAGUUCCUGGGGCCUCUAUUUCUUAUUUUAUAAUACCAUAAAGACAUAUGUGCAGGGUGGUAAUCUGCAGUUGCCGCUAAGACCUGAACAACAUUUAAUGGCAGCGACCCAAGCAGGUGUUGUAACUCUGCUGAUGACAAAUCCCAUUUGGGUGGUUAAAACUAGACUUUGUUUGCAAUACAGUUCACCUACACAGACCUACAAAGGAACUUUGGACGCGCUAGUGCAAAUUUUCAAAACUGAAGGUAUUGCUGGAUAUUACAGAGGUUUAGUUCCUGGACUGUUUGGAGUUUCUCAUGGAGCCAUUCAGUUUAUGUGUUAUGAAGAGUUAAAGAAUCAAUACAAUGCUUACAACAACACAUCAAUAACAACAAAAUUGUCUUCUGCAGAAUACCUAAUGUUUGCAGCUAUUUCCAAAUUCAUUGCUGCAGCUACUACAUAUCCAUACCAGGUUGUAAGAGCUAGAUUGCAAAGGCAGCAUAGUGCAUAUUCAGGUGUAAUUAAUUGCAUUGUUGAAACCGGUAAACAUGAAGGAUUCAGAGGAUUUUACAAAGGUUUAAGUAUGAACCUUUUGCGAGUAGUACCAGCAACAAUGAUCACCUUCUGGACAUACGAAAAUAUUUCGCACGUCCUAAUGAAACCAAAUAAAUAGUUUUAUUUAUAACUCUUAUGUAGCAAAAUGCCCUUUGUAUACUUGUUUUUAUAAUUUGAUACUUUUAUGCCUGUUAUAAUUUGUUUUUAUCUUAGUUUAAGCCAAUGUAAAACCAACCUUUAUUUAAAUAUUAUAUUAAUAAAACUUGAUUGUUCUGUAAUAAUGUGUAUGUUCUCUUAAAUAAGAAUAGUUUAAAUUAGGGUAAAUUCAUUAUAAUGAAUGUUGAGUUGAGUUGCAGGCAGAUAAGUAAUCAAA